Pygocentrus nattereri (red-bellied piranha) is the source of this 1919-nucleotide messenger RNA. It is a transcript of the gene smyd1a, whose product is annotated as SET and MYND domain containing 1a. Lineage: Eukaryota; Metazoa; Chordata; Actinopteri; Characiformes; Serrasalmidae. Gene Ontology annotation, molecular function: protein binding. The transcript is spliced from 10 exons. Gene Ontology annotation, cellular component: nucleus. Bases 134 to 1573 code for a protein of 479 amino acids. The record is from RefSeq and is a predicted model, not a curated record.
GGGUGUGUUUAUUUUUGGCUGGGCUGAAAGGGCUUGCGUGGCUAGGUAAGUUCAGGGGAUAGUCAGUGUAUGCACUGUGUACAGUUCCUCCCUCAGCAGCAGCAGCAGCCAGUAGCCCGUCUGUCUCCGCAAGAUGACCCUGCAGAAGAAGGAUGCCGUGGAGGUGUUUGCAGCCGGAGAAAAAGGCCGUGGCCUGCGGACCACCAAGGAAAUGCAGGCUGGCGAAGUGGUCUUCACAGAGGCAAGCUUUGCUGCCGUAGUAUUUGACAGUCUGUACUUGCAGGUGUGUCACAACUGCUUCCGCAGACAGGCCAACCCACACCGCUGCGCACAGUGCAAGUUUGCGUACUACUGCGACCGCACAUGUCAGCGUGCUGCCUGGGAUGAGCACAAGCUGGAGUGCGCUGCUAUCAGGCAGCAAGGCAGAGCACCAAGUGAAAAUGUGCGUCUGGCAGCUCGCACUCUAUGGCGCAUGCAGAGGCACACAAGCAAAGUCUCUGACGGUCAGCUGACCACCCUCGACCUCUUGGAGGACCACAUCUCCGACAUGGCUCCAGAGGACCUUAAAGAACUCCAGGUGGAUGUCCAGAAAUUCCUGGAGUACUGGCCACGCAAGAGCAAGCAAUUUGGAGUCGAGUACAUCUCACAUAUCUUUGGUGUGAUCAAGUGCAACGGCUUUACUGUGAGUGACCAGAAGGGGCUUCAGGCAGUGGGCGUAGGCAUCUUCCCAAAUCUUUGUCUGGUCAACCAUGACUGCUGGCCAAACUGUACAGUUAUCCUCAACCAUGGCAAUCAGACAGCUCUGGAUGCAGCUCUCCACUCUCAGAGGAGGAUCGAGCUGCGUGCCCUGGGAAACAUCGCAGAGGGUGAGGAGCUGACCGUCAGCUACGUGGACUUCCUGAACGUGUCCAAGGACCGCCAGCAACUGCUCAAGCAACAGUACUACUUCCAUUGCAAGUGUGAGCACUGCAGCAAAGGCAUCAAGGAUGAUCUUAUGAUGGCUGUCAAAGAGAAGGACGGUAAAAAGCCCUCUGCUGAGCUGGUGAAAGAGGUGACAGACUUCAGUGUGCAGAAACUGGCCAAGAUCGAGGAAGCCCGCACUGCAGGAAAUUUCCAUGAGGUGAUUAAAAUCUGCCAUGAGUGCUUGGAGAAGCAGGAACCGGUCCUGGCAGACACUCAUCUCUACCUGCUGCGUGUGCUCAGGAUUGCCAGUGAGGUGCUGUCCUAUCUGCAGAUAUUCCAGGAGGCUGCGGAAUAUGCCCGCAGAAUGAUGGAAGGCUACAGGAAACUUUAUCACCCAAACAAUGCUCAGCUGGGCAUGGCCACCAUGAGGGCAGGUGUGAUACAUUGGCAUGCUGGGCUGAUUGAGGCAGGUCAUGGUAUGAUCUGCAAAGCUUAUGCAAUCCUCAUGAUUACCCACGGCCCCCACCACCCAAUGACAAAGGAUCUAGAGUCAAUGCGCACGCAGACAGAGAUGGAGCUGCGCCUGUUCAAGGAGAAUGAGCAUGUGUACCACAGCAUGCGUGAGGCAGUCCUCAGCAGCAAGCCCAUAGGAGGAGGAAAAGUCCAGUAAAAAAAUCAGUCAUGCUCAAGAGCAAAUAGACCGUUGAAUGUUUGCACACUGUUCCUAAUGCACAGUCACUAACCAAACUGGGUAAAAUAUCACAGUUUAAAGAACAUACCUUCUUCUGUGUUCCUUAUUCUAGCAUAUUUUGCAAUUCUGCACAUUUGUGUGCAUGAGGAAAGAUGGAUAUUUCCAACCCAAUGCUGAAACAACUUUCAAAGUGAUUAAUUAAUGAAGGCUACUACAUUUGAUAAUAUUGUUACUGAAGACAAAUAAUGUUGAUUUUCUGGAAAUGGGCCUAAAUGGAUUAUGAUUUGGAUUAUUUUGUGUAAAUAAACCUAGGACUACACUGAAA